UCGGUUGGGGCGUCUGUGCCGCAGAUGAUUCCCCACUAUGCUCAGCCUCCCAACCCGGCCCUUAGACACUAUGCGCCGAUGCAGAAUGGUUAUCAGACCAUGCCAGCGCACGCCCCUCAUGGCACAAUACCUCCUCCGGUGUCUUGAUUGAUUACGGUGAGAAAGGUUGGAAGGCUUCAUAAUGCUGUUCUUUAGCGACCACCCACUCUACAACUCCUCUUUUGGUAUGCAAACAUUUGCUUAAUUUCCUUGAUUGUAUUUGAAAUAGAGAUUGAUUUACCAAACAGUUUAUUGUUUCUCUGCUCAAAACUGGUCUCAUGGAUUACAAAUUGAAUGAUAUGGCACAGUUUGAACAAAUGUAUUUCUCCCAUUUGUCAUGCUAAACAAUGUUUGGUUGUGUCAUGUUCAUUUAGUUGGCUUUUAUCUGGUAGUUAUAAGGGUAUUUUCUCUUUAAUGGGUUCUUCAAACUUGAACUACCGGCAGCAGACUAUGUUAGCAACUGAGUGCCCGAUACAUUUUCCAAGGUAUCACAAUCUUUUUUAAAUUACUCUCUCUCUCCGUCUCUGGUUUUCUCUCCCUGUGUUUGUUAUGCUGAGCAUUGGGUUGUUAACAGUUGAGUUAUUUAGUGCCUGUGGAACAUUAAAUUAUACUUGUAACGUCCAUUGCAUUGGUGUGAUGAGACACUCGAAGUCUCGUGUUACUCGAUUUCAAAACGUCACAAUUGAUGCAUGGGGUAGUUUGAGAAGGCUACCAUUUUACAAGUGGAUGUACAAGGAAUUCCUCGUUAUCCUUCUCCAUACACGACGAUGAUUCGGUCACCAUUUCCUCCACGUCCUCCAGGAGCAAUUGGCAUGCUCCCCAUUUUGUCACGUCCACCUGUUCCAGGAAUUCGUCCUCCAAUUAUCCCUCCUGUUGUUAGGCCAUCUGUUGCUCCAAGUGUAACACCAGCAGAAAAACCCCAAACCACAGUUUAUGUUGGGAAGAUAGCAUCGACUGUGGAAAAUGAUUUCAUGCUCUCUCUCCUUCAACUUUGUGGACCUGUCAAGAAUUGGAAACGCGCUCAAGAUCCCACAAAUGGAACUCCAAAAGGUUUUGGAUUUUGUGAAUUUGAUUCUGCUGAAGGGGUUUUACGUGCAUUACGGCUGCUGAGUAAAUUAAAUGUUGAUGGGCUAGAAUUGGUGUUAAAUGUUAAUCAAGCAACACGAGAGUUUUUAGAGAGUUAUGUUGAAAAGAAAAAAGAGAACUCAAAGAAACUCAAAACUGAAACUGAAGGGACUGAUAAAGAGGAAGAAAAUGCACCUGGUGUUGAGAAAACUGAAUCUCCAAAGCCCUCAGUUGAGGACACAGAAAAAGAUGACAAUGAUUUGCGGAACAAAGAAACUCAUGAUGUCGCCAACUUUGGCAUGGUGACCGAUGAAGACAGGGAAGCAGAUCGUGAGGCUUUUGAGAAGCUUACAGGCAUGCUACAAGAGAGGUUAAAGACCAGGCCUUUACCACCACCUCCUUCGCAAACAUCUGUCGAUGGUUCUGGCAACUCAAACUCAGAACAGCCGGCUAAAUCAAAAGAUGGGGACUCGGAUGUGGACAUAGUGAAAAAUGAUGCAGCAGAAGAUAAAAACGAUAAUGAGAUGACAAGUGAAAGAAGAAGUACAGGUGACCAUGAUAGACCUGAAACGAGCUCACCUGACAGGAGUAGAAGGCAUGAUAGGAGGAGCAGAGACAAAGAGCGUGAUCUGAAACGAGAAAAGGAGAGGGAACUUGAAAGAUACGAGAGAGAAAGGGAGCAAGAACGAGCUACUAGAGAGAGGCAAAGAGAAUUAAAGAUCCGGGAGGAUGAGCAUAGGUACAAUGUCCUUGUUAAGGAUUGGGAAUCUAGAGAAAGAGAAAAAGAACGAAAGCGGAAGCAGGAGAAAGACAGGGAGAAAGAAAGGGAAUACAAGCGCAGGCGGGAUAUUACGGAUCAGGAGCCUGAAAGUGAUGAUGAGGACACCAAAAGGAGGAAACAUAAGAGUUAUAGCUCAGAUGAGAGGAGGAGGAGGCUAAGGGAAAAGGAGGAGGACUUGGUUGAUAGAUUAAAAGAAGAGGAAGAAAUUGCGGAGGCCAAGAGGAGGGCUGAUGAGGAACAGAAACAACAUAGACAGCAGGAGCAAGAUGCGUUAAAACUUUCAUCUGUUCAUGUAACUAAUGGAAGUGAUGAGAUAAUGCCUGAUGGAACUGAUGUGGGGAGCAAAGAUAAGGCUGUUGAACGGACCUCUGAUGGUGAUUGUGGUCAUGAUGACCAUAUUGGUGAUGCGGUUCUACAAAAUGGCACUAGUGAUGAAUCCAUCAUGGAGUCAAUUUCGUCAGACACACGGCAGAGUAGCAAUGCCCCUGCUAGAAAGUUGGGGUUUGGUCUUGUAGGAUCAGGAAAACGAACUGCCGUCCCGUCUGUUUUCCAUGAGGAGGAGGAUGAGGAUGCACAAAAAGAGAAAAAGAUGAGGCCUCUAGUUCCCAUUGACUAUUCAACUGAGGAAUUGCAGGUUGGCCAACCUACUGUUUCUGGUGAACCAGCUUCAAAUUUAGUUGCGGCAGCAGAAUUUGCGAAGCGUAUCUCAAAUGUAACUCCCAAAGAAGAGAGACCUGAUAUGGAAAAGGAAAGAAGCCGGCGUUCCCAUGAUAGGUCUGGCCAGCGUGAUCGAGACCGAAAUGAGGAGAGUAAUCGUACCAGAAAUGAGACUAGAAAAGUGACUUUGGAUCGUGAGAGGGAUCGGGAACAUGGACUGGAUAGAGCGAAAACACCAGAUAAUCAGAAGCUUUUGGAUGCAAAACAGUUGAUUGAUAUGAUCCCCAAGACAAAGGAGGAGUUAUUCUCAUACAAAAUAAAUUGGGCUAUAUAUGAUGAGAAUGACCUGCAUAAACGAAUGAAACCAUGGAUCUCUAAGAAGAUUACAGAGUUUUUGGGAGAGGAAGAGAAAACACUGGUAGACUACAUACUUUCCAGCACUGCGGAGCAUGUGAAGGCAUCCGAUAUGCUUGAGAGGCUCCAGAUCAUCUUGGAUGAUGAAGCUGAAAUGUUUGUGCUGAAGAUGUGGAGGAUGCUUAUAUUUGAAAUUAAGAAAAUAGAGACUGGCCUUGCUUUGAGGUCUAACACCUGAUGGAAUUAGGUACCUGUGUUUUGCUUCUUUUAUCAUUGAUUUCUUAGAACAUUUAUAUAUUUUUUUUCCUUGAUGCUAUUGCUUUCCCGAUUACAUGUCAUUGUAGAAUUGUUAGGGGAUGAUGCUAUUUUGCAGUUUGUAAUGCUUCAAAUAUAAUAACUUGUUUUAGAUAAGUUUUUUAGAAGAAUGUACCCGAAUCUUUCAUUUUUUGUGAAAUAAUUGCUGAUGAAUGAUGAUGAUGGGUUGACCAUAA
This is a messenger RNA of Cornus florida, 3387 nucleotides long. RefSeq names its product RNA-binding motif protein 25. Gene Ontology annotation, biological process: mRNA processing. Gene Ontology annotation, molecular function: RNA binding. NCBI's taxonomy places the organism in Eukaryota, Viridiplantae, Streptophyta, Magnoliopsida, Cornales, Cornaceae. The coding region runs from base 807 to 3134 and encodes 775 amino acids. The transcript is spliced from 8 exons. The record is from RefSeq and is a predicted model, not a curated record.